CUCAGGAAGAGAACGACAGCGUGCGCGACGGCUAUAAGACCAACAGGUCCGGCUUUCCUUACUGACCAUUCCAUUUCAUCUCCGACUGGGCACGCACGUUCCAGCCUGUUCCAGCUAUCCAGUGAUGGUUUAGUCUGCCCCCUUCUCGAAGUCUGUCAGUAUCAAAGCUUCCAAUCUUCGCAACAAACAAAGUGUCUAUUCAAAUCGUAGGCAGCGCUUCGUUUUGUUUUGUUUUUUCUUCUUUUUAACCGAGACGCAAUAAAAACAAAAACAAAAACGACAACGGAAAAAAAAAAGGAAAAGUUUGAAAACAAAACAAAAAGAAAGUGCGAGUGGAAUUGGGCGAGACAUCGUGGCGGAUGCGCACCAUGAUUGGCCAAACAAGAUUACAGUGGAUCGUUGUUGGAUUAGUGAUGAGCCUCGUCGGUGUACAGCCGCAGCCUCAACGCUCUUCGCAAACACUAUGGAACGUCCCAGCGCACCCUAACGGGAUCCCUCAUCAACUUCAUCGACCGUCUCCUGCAAAGCACCAGGGUGCGUUCCAGCAGACCAGAAACCACAUGACACGUCAAGAUGGCGACAACUGCGCAAUGAACAUACCUGGACGCAAUGGGAGAACUUCGUGCGUGACGUACGAGUCCGUCAAUGUGGCUUUCAACUCGGCCAAGCAGCGGAUGAACUUAGCCGGACCUAAAGGCCGUUCCAUGACCGAUAUUGACGUCGACCACUUGGGUCAAUUGUUGGUGGAGACGAGCCGCAGUUUGGCUAGAGAGUACAACUUAAACGCCGACGCCAUCCAUAACGCCCUGCCUUUAAUCGACACUGGACGGACGAUUAUCGAUCGGUUCUGCCCGGCUUACCUCAAGAGACCCAAGUGCACCGUCAAACGCUACAGAGAGUACAACGGCAUGUGCAAUAAUCUGGAUCACCCGCACUGGGGCGCCACUCUGUCCUCUUACCGACGUCUAUUGCCGGCCGAUUACGCAGACGGCAUUAGCGAGCCGAGGAUUUCCGCGACGGGCAAAGAGCUACCGACGGCGCGCUACGUCUCAGCCGUUAAUCAUCGCGAUUACGGCUUUCACGAUCACGCAGUCACCGUCUACCUGCCCGCCUGGGGUCAGCUGAUCGAUCACGAUAUGGCACUCGGUGCAGAGAGUAAAGAACCAGAGACGGAUGCUGAGCCAAAAUGCUGCGACAAGGCACCCGAGCAACGCCAUCCGGCCUGUUGGCCAAUCGAAAUCCCGCACGAUGACCCGUUCUACUCGAAUUUCGGACGCCGUUGCAUGGAAUUUGUCCGAUCGGCCACUGGACUCUCGGAAAAUUGCAAAUUAGGUCCCCGCAACACGAUGAAUAUUAUAACGAGCACGUUGGACGCGAAUUUCAUUUACGGAUCGUCAAAGGAAACAGCGGACAAGUUACGUCGAUAUCAGGGCGGACUUCUCAAAAGCAACUCGGCUAACCAUCACCUCGGACUCAAAGACUUGUUGCCACCGAAAUUGGAGAGUCCCGACGCCGGAUGCGUCCGCCCAAACAAGGACUCUUAUUGUUUCCUAGCCGGAGACAGUCGAGCCAAUCAGCAAGUGAUGCUAAUUGCCCUUCACACGAUUAUGAUGCGCGAACACAACCGCAUCGCCGUCGAACUGGGAUACAUCAAUCCACACUGGAACGAUGAAAGAAUCUAUCAGGAAACGCGUCACAUCAUGGCCGCCAUCGUUCAGCAAAUCACCUACAACGAAUUCCUGCCUAUGGUUCUCGGCAAGGAUUUGAUGUAUCGUUACGGUCUCCUCCUCAGCAAACAAGGUAUGGGAUCUUUCUACGACCCAACGGUGGACCCAACCAUCCCGGUGUCCUUCUUCGCGGCCGCUUACCGCUUCGGCCAUUCGCUGAUCCCGUCCACCAUCGAACGGUGGAGCGUCACUCAUCAAUACGUGGGAGCCAGGCGGCUGAGCGAAAUGCUGUUGAAUCCGUUCGACAUGUAUGGACCAGGAACGUGUGACCAAUACCUGGCUGGUUUCAUGAAUCAAGUCUCGCAAGCUGUCGACGAUUCCGUCACAGGAGAGUUGACGAACCACUUGUUUCAAGAAGGCCAAAAUAGAUGGGGCGCGGAUUUGGCAUCGCUCAACAUGCAACGCGGCAGGGACCACGGGUUGCCGUCGUACAACGCCUACCGACGCUAUUGCGGUCUGUCGCCCGCACGGCACUGGGACGACCUGGCCGGCGUCUUCACCAACGACACGCUGCAGCGGUACGUCAAGAUCUACGCCACGCCCGACGACAUCGAUCUGUGGUCGGCCGGCAUCUCCGAGCGCCCUUCACCGGGCAGCAUGGUCGGGCCAGUCUUCGGUUGCAUCAUGGGCGAGGCGUUCAGAAACUUGCGCUACGGCGACCGAUUCUGGUACGAGAACGGCGGUUGGCCUAGUUCCUUCACGCUAGCCCAAUUGAACGAAAUCCGAAAAGUGAAACUGUCCCGCAUCGUCUGCGACAACAGCGACAACAUCGAGAGCGCUCAAAUUUACGUCAUGGUCCUCCCAGACCCAAAAGUGAACCCACGUGUCCCUUGCAGGAGCUCCAUUCUUCCACGCAUCAAUUUGGAACAUUGGCGAGACGCGGGCGAACAGCAACCAAGUUACAACAACGACGAGGGACACGGUGAAAUCGACGAACUCGUUGUGCCCGUUCAUCCCUACGAAACCGAGCAGCUCUUUCAAGUUCCACCUGCUUUCCAGCAGCUACAAGACGAAGCCUUGUCAUUCGAUGAACCCAAUUAUCCUCCAGAUCCCAAUCAUCAAAGCCAUCCUCAAUCCCAACCAGAAGUCUAUCACCCAGAACCUCAUGCGCCUCAUCCAACCCGACCGCCUAGAGUUCCUCCUCCUCCUCCUCCUCCUCCUCCGAUUCCCGCCAUCUUCCCCGUCUCCGGCACAGGUGGCGUCCUUUAUCUUCCCGGCCAUCAUCAGCAAGGCGGCAAUCAAAACUACGGCCGUCCUCAUCCGCCGCCGGGCUACCAUCACGUGCGCCGUCCUCCGCGGACCCGCGUCAAAUCCCACAUUUUAGGCAAAUUACUCAAGCUGAAAGGUUGAUCUUAUUAUUGCCUGAUGCGCAAGAGGAUGAAAGAAAAAAAAAAAAAAAAAAAAGAAACAGCAAAAAAAAAAAAAAAAUAAUAAUAAUUAAAUCGAAGGCACGGAGACGGCGUACACGCGUGAAGACAAAAGAGUGGAACAACAAAACCAGGCUGUGGAGAAAUUUCAAUUGGAAAAAUAAAAAGAGGCAAAGAAAAGAAAAGCGAAGACGACUAAUAGACUAGACAACUCAUUUUUUUUUUUUUUUUUUCUGUUUCAUGAUUCGUGAUUUUCAAAAAAGGGAAAAGGAAGUAGAGAAAAAAAAAAAAAAAAAUUUAUACCCGGUGUGUCAAAUAAAAUAUGAAAUAACCAAAAGUUGUGGCUUGAUUAACCAGUCCUCGCAUGAACUGGUAGAAGAAAAUAGGCUAAAACAGAAAUCGAGGAGCUUCGUGCUGCCAUUAGUUCCGGACGUCAAAGCAAUCACCUUCAGAAUUUAUAAAUUGAUGUGCAGCUCGAUUAUCUCGUCUUCUUUUGCGCUCUUCCGUCUGCCUUAACGAUUGGUUUUUCUUCACUGAAACGCUGGCGGCGUCCAAUUAUUUGCAUUUUUGGGUUCGUCAAUAAAUCAAAUGUUGCCCUAUA
Daphnia carinata is the source of this 3695-nucleotide messenger RNA. Its product is annotated as peroxidase-like. Bases 360 to 3077 code for a protein of 905 amino acids. Gene Ontology annotation, molecular function: heme binding; peroxidase activity. The record is from RefSeq and is a predicted model, not a curated record. Lineage: Eukaryota; Metazoa; Arthropoda; Branchiopoda; Diplostraca; Daphniidae. The transcript is spliced from 14 exons. Gene Ontology annotation, biological process: response to oxidative stress.